Closterium sp. NIES-65 is the source of this 2520-nucleotide messenger RNA. The record is from the annotation of a GenBank genome assembly. Lineage: Eukaryota; Viridiplantae; Streptophyta; Zygnematophyceae; Desmidiales; Closteriaceae.
AUGCCAGACGGCAACAUUCACAGAGGGGAUGAUGACAUGGGGGACACCCAGAACCAUCUGCAGAUUCUGCACUACGACAAUGUAUACGGCAUGCUCAUGGCUCGAGCGACCAGCGAGGGUCUCGAGAAGGCCCUCCCCGACAAGCGGCCGUUUGUGCUGACCCGGGCGGGGUUUAUCGGCAGCCAGCGCUACGCUGCCUCGUGGACUGGCGACAACCUGGCUACAUGGGAGUACCUCCACAUGAGCGUGCCCAUGGCGCUUAACAUGGCUCUGAGCGGGCAGCCUCUGAACGGGCCUGACAUCGGAGGCUUUGCACUCAAUGCUACUCCACGCCUGUUUGCACGGUGGAUGGGCAUUGGUGCUCUGCUGCCCUUUUCCCGUGGGCAUUCGGAGAAAGGGACCAAGGACGCCGAACCAUGGGUGUUUGGGGAAGCGUAUUACGAGAGACUUACUGUCAAUUAUACUGCCUGCCUGCUAUACACGCCUCGCUGCCGCACCGCCACACGCUCUUCUAUCCUCAUGACAACACCGGCAAGCCCUGUGUCAUCUCAACACUCGCCUAUUGCUGACCCAUCCAACCCAGCACUGCGGGCAGUGGAAGACCGGUUCCUGCUGGGCCCUCUGCUCGUCAUGACAUUGACCUCCCGCUGCUCUUCUUGCAAGGAGGCACCAUCUUGCCCACGAGGCCUGUCGCUCAGAAUAUUCAGAAGCUCUGCUGCGGUGGCACUGCUUUCCAUCCCUCCCUCUCUUAUCUCAUCUUCUUGUCGCGCCCUCUCUGCCUGUCACAUCAACUACAGGACUUCCCGCUGCUCUUCUUGCAAGGAGGUGCCAUACUACCUGCAAGGCCUGUCGCUCAGAAACACUCAGGAGCUCUGCUGGGGAGACUCGGUGGUGCCACUGCUAAUCACUCCUCCCUUUCUCCGUGCCCCUGUUACUCCACACCCUCAGGACCUCCCGCUGCUCUUCUUGCAAGGAGGUGCCAUACUACCCACGGGUCCUGUCGCUCAAAACACUCAGGAGCUCAGGAGGGAAGAUGCGGUCACACUGCUAAUCAGCCUCGACGAAUCAGGUGCCAGCGAGGGCCAACUCUUCGAGGAUGAGGGGGAUGGGUUCGGGUACCGGACAAGGGAGUACGAGCCCCACCCCACCCCACCCCACCCCACCCCUCAUCCCCCUCAUCACUGGUGGGAUGGGUUCGGACAAGGGAGUUUCAGUGAGGGCCAACUCUUUGAGGAUGAGGGGGAUGGGUUUGGGUACAGGGCAGGGGAGUAUCUGCUGACCAGUUACGUGGCGACAUGUGGCACGGGGGAUGGCGGGCUGCCAGUGGUGGAAGUCAAGGUGGCAAAAGAGGAAGGUUCCUGGAAGCGGCCCUGGCGGAAGCUGGUGGCCCGUGUGCUGCUGGGAGAUGGUGCCUAUGUGCAAGCGGAGGGGUGGGAUGGCGAUGCGAUCUCUGUCCCGCUGCCCUCUGCAGUUGAGACAGACAGGCUGGUGGCAGCAGCAGUGGAAGAAGAGAAGGCGCUCAUGGAAGCGGCUCCCAUACUACCAGACGGUGCGAAGGAGGAUGAGGAGGAGGGAGGAGGCGAGGCACUGGCAGCAACGAACAUGGCAGCUGGCGACCUGCAGUGCCACGUGGUGCUCAAACAUGGAGGGAGACUUGACUCGCUCUUCCACUACCCCUCAGGGCAGGAGCUGCUGGAGUCGCGCUUCGAGGAGGGUGGGUAUGAGGAGUAUUCAGAGAGCGAGUACCGAUCGCCAGGCUGCCAGGAGCAAUACCACGUGGUGUGUGAGCAGAGGGAUCACAGCACGGGCGGCAGUCAUCGCAUGAUUGUGCAGGGAGACAUCGGCAGUGGACUCAUCAUGCGGCGCUGCUUCUCCCUCGGCCAACCCAUCCCCGCCGCCUGGGCUGCUGCCACCACCACUGCUAAUGCCGAUGCCAAGUCCCUGACCCUCAGUCAGGAGCAACAGGCCUCCUCUUUGAGUGCCGGGCUGGAUGCGGCAAUGGUGGAUGGGCCGACGAUGAUGGAUGGACCACCAUCGGUUGAUGCAGCUGAUGAUGCCACGUCAGCACUUCCGUCAACGCCCAAUCAGCUGCAUGUGACGACAGCGAUCAUAGCUGCAGCUAUUGGUGCAGGAUCGGGCGGCUUCUCGCGCCUCGCCUGCCUGCGUGUGCACCCCUCCUUCCGAGUCGUCCACUCCUUCUCCUCCGCCGCUCCCCACGUGCGCUUCACAUCCAUCAAAGGCACGGAGGAGGUGGUGAAGCCAGACGUGCAGGAGCUCUGGCUGAGAGGCGACGACAGACCCAAUGACGUGCAGGAGCUCUGGCUGAGAGGCGACGACAGACCCAAUGGCACAGGCCGUACUGUGGUCAACCGAUUCAACCCGAGUCAAGUGCAGGCGUGCUUCGUGUAUUGGGGCAGUGGGUUCUGCAACCUGGAGCUGGUUUCAGAGGAGAGGCCGGUGUCGGUUGAAACGCCCCUCAUUGUCAACCACUCAUACAGCAUUGAGACAGUGGCAGAGUGA